Cynocephalus volans (Philippine flying lemur) is the source of this 1031-nucleotide messenger RNA. It is a transcript of the gene TMEM216, whose product is annotated as transmembrane protein 216. The transcript has 5 exons. NCBI's taxonomy places the organism in Eukaryota, Metazoa, Chordata, Mammalia, Dermoptera, Cynocephalidae. Gene Ontology annotation, biological process: non-motile cilium assembly. The record is from RefSeq and is a predicted model, not a curated record. The coding region runs from base 93 to 518 and encodes 141 amino acids. Gene Ontology annotation, cellular component: ciliary transition zone.
GCAGACCCGGCCGCUCUGUCUCCGCUUCCGGCAGCGCCUCUUCGCUCCAGAAGCCGCUGUCGCUGAGCACGCAGUUUCCAUGGGGACCAAAGAUGGCGCCGCGAGGUAAACGGUUGUCCUCAACCCCCCUGGAAAUCCUCUUCUUUCUGAACGCGUGGUAUUAUGCUACCUAUUUUCUGCUGGAACUCUUCGUAUUUCUGUAUAAAGGUCUCCUGCUACCAUAUCCAACAGCCAACCUAGUACUGGAUGUGGUGAUGCUCCUCCUUUAUCUUGGAAUUGAAGUAAUUCGACUGUUUUUUGGUACAAAGGGAAAUCUCUGCCAACGAAAGAUGCCGCUUGGUAUUAGUGUGGCCUUGACCUUCCCAUCUGCCAUGAUGGCCUCCUAUUACCUGCUGCUGCAGACCUACGUGCUCCGCCUGGAAGCCAUCAUGAACGGCAUUUUACUCUUCUUUUGUGGUUCAGAGUUGCUGCUUGAGGUGCUCACCCUGGCCUCUUUCUCCAGUAUGGACAGGAUUUGAAGUACAAAAAUUUCAGCCAGCAGAGCCCAUCAGGGUGACACCAUACAUACUUCUGGCCCUUUAGCCACACCAAUGAGGAAUGGUGGGUCAAGCUGUCCUGAGAAAGGUUGUGCAGCUUUUCCUCAGCACAGACAUUUGGGUAACCAACCCAGCAUAAAGCCAGUGGGCACCAUCUUCUAAACUGGGACCAUAAGCCCAAGAAACUCUUCUGCACUCCAGUGUAGGGAGGGGUAAGGUUAUUCCCAUCCUGGCCCUUCUCAGAAUAAAUUCCCUGCUGACCUCAAGUUUUCCUCUUUGAUCUUCAUGGCCAGAGCAUCUUGUGCAGACCGUCUAGGCUCCUAGGGCUUCCAGCAAGACCUGAGCCACACGUUGCCUGUAUGUGCUGUGCCACACCUGUCCUGCAUGAGCAGAGAGAGGCUGAUGUUAGUGGGCUCCCAGAGUGGUACAAAAGCCUCUCACCCCAUUCCUCAAUAAGACAGAGCUCCAGAACUUUUUUAGUAGCUCAUAGUGUUA